Leptidea sinapis is the source of this 9359-nucleotide messenger RNA. It is a transcript of the gene Ptp10D, whose product is annotated as tyrosine-protein phosphatase 10D. The transcript has 23 exons. The coding region runs from base 152 to 5014 and encodes 1620 amino acids. Lineage: Eukaryota; Metazoa; Arthropoda; Insecta; Lepidoptera; Pieridae. The record is from RefSeq and is a predicted model, not a curated record. Gene Ontology annotation, molecular function: protein tyrosine phosphatase activity; protein binding. Gene Ontology annotation, biological process: protein dephosphorylation.
CCAACAGCAUGUCAUUUUUAUUUUAAUUUUUAUAUCAUGACAACAGAACACAAGUGUUUUUAGAUAUAACUUAUAUUUUUGUUAAAUAUGGACAGUAAAACCAACGUGUGAUACGAUAAUAUGAUGAAUUUAAGUAAUUACUUAUGUAAAGAUGAGUUCUUUGUCUCAGAUAGGCGUUUGUUCAAAAGAGAAAGUGUCAUGUGAAAUCAAAGAGUCGCCUUCAAUGAUGUGGAAGAGGUCGAUUGUGCAAGUUAAGUCUGAGUGUGUACGUGCUGCUGGAGGCCUAGUAUUAGCACUCGCUGUAAUAACUAGUACAUUUGGAUUAAGUUCUGGCGCAGACUUGGUAAUAGAGAUCCCAGGAUGGGGAGGUGGAGAUACAGAUGAGGCUCACUACAGACUGGAUUACAGGCCCCCACAAGGCUCCCCCGCACCCAACUUCACUGUGCCUGCACGCGCCUCUACAAUAAAUUUUCAAGGUCUCCCAGGCACUAAAUACCACUUUAUGCUGUAUUACACCAAUGCAACAUUUGCUGACCUAUUAACAUGGAAUCAAACUAUUAUUACAGCGCCCGAGCCCCCCACCAACCUGACGGUGAGCCUGGGCCGCAACAAGCAGGCUGCCAUCUCGUGGUCGCCGCCCGCUCACGGAGACUACACUGGCUUCCGUUUCAAGGUGGUGCCGCUAUCAGAGCGCGGCGCGGGCUCCGAGGGCGGAGCUCGCAACAUCACGGUGGAGGGCGACGCCGACGGCAACUGGACCCAGGUGGUGCGCGACCUGUCGCCGGGCGCCACCUACCAGCUGCACGCCUUCACGCUGCUGCACGACAAGGAGAGCGCCGCGUACGCAUCCUUCAACUUCACCACCAAGCCUAACACGCCGGGCAAGUUCAUCGUGUGGUUCCGUAACGAGACCACGCUGCUGGUGCUGUGGCAGCCGCCCUACCCGCCUGGUGCCUACACGCACUACAAGGUGUCGAUCGAGCCGCGCGACGCGCGCGACUCGGAGCUGUACGUGGAGAAGGAGGGCGAGCCGCCGGGGCCCGCGCAGGCGGCCUUCAAGGGGCUGGUGCCGGGCCGCGCCUACAACAUCUCCGUCCAGACCGUGUCGGACGCGCAGCUGUCGGCGCCCACCACGGCGCAGUACCGCACCGUGCCGCUGCGGCCGCGGAACGUGACGCUAGAGCCGCCGCCCGGGGCCACCGCCUUCACGCUCACCUGGCUGCCGCCCGCCGACAAGAGCGAGUUCCAGAAGUACCAGAUCUCAGUAUCUGCGGGCAGCGGAGCGGGCGCAGCGGGCGGAAAGCGGCUGCCGCCGGUGGUGCGGUCGCGGGAAGAGCCCACGUCGUGCUCGUUCGAGGGGCUGGAGCCGGGCGCGCACUACGCCGUGGCCGUCAAGACCAUGUCGGGCAAGGUCACCUCCUGGCCGGCCACCACCGAGGUCACGCUCAAACCCCUGGCCGUGCGCGAGCUGCGCUGGGAGCGGUCGACGGCCGCUGGUGAGGAGGGGCGUCUACGCGUCUGGUGGACCCCGCCUGACGGCAGUACGCAAGACGAGUACGAGGUGUCGUACCACGAGGAGGGCGAGGGCGGGGCCGACGACGGCAGCACGCUGACCACGCCCACCUCUGACGUCACCCUGGACGCGCUGCUGCCCGGCGUCGAGUACACCAUCACGGUAUCAGCAGUGUCCCGCGGGGUGAAGGGCGAAGGCGUAUCGGUAAUGGCGGCCACGCGGCCGUUAGCGCCGGUCCUGCGUGCCAGCCAGGCGGAGCCGCCGCCCCGGAGUGACUCCGGCGACGACAGUGAACGCCGCUCUCUGCUUCUCACCUUCAGCUCCGACGUGAACUCGCGCCAGGACCUCUACCACCUGCGCUACCGCCGCUACAGACCCAACAACACUGAUGACGAACCCUUCAAAACUUUGGAGACCAACGAGACGAGCGUCGCUCUGGAGGAUCUGUACCCGGGAGCCGUGUACGAGCUGCAGCUGGCCGCCAUCAGCCACGGGCUGCGGAGCGACACGCACUCGUUGCUGCAGCCAGUCCGUCCGCUGCCGCCCGCGUGGAUGUCGGUGGAGCGCGCCACGUCCAACUCGGUGGCGGUGGUGUGGCGCGGGCCCGGCGGCGGCGCCGUGGGCGCGUACCAGCUGCGGUACCGCGCGGGCGGCGGCGCCUGGCUCGCGGCGCCCGGCUCGCCGCUGCCGGCGGGCGCCGCGCGCGCCGAGCUCGCCAACAUGACGCACGGCGAGCGGUACGCGCUGCAGCUGGACGCGCUGAGCGAGGCGCCGCCCGAGCGCCCGCACCUCGCCGUCGACAGCGGCCGCCCGCUGCUCGCGCACCACACCGUGCGUCCCAACCCGGUGUCGAACGUAGCGCAACUUGCCGACACCCGCAACUUGACCCUGGAGUGGCCGCGUCCCGAAGGGCGCGUGGACUGGUACCGCGUGGCGUGGUGGCCGCAGGAGGAGGAGGGCGUGGCGGAGGUGCCCGCGGACGCCAGCGUGCGGAACGUGAGCGCGGCCGAGGGCGGAGGCCGAGCUGUGCUGGGCGCGCUCACCCCGGGCUGGGGCUACGGCGUGGCCGUCACGGCGCACGCCUACAACCUGACCAGCGACGUGUUCACCAUGCACACGCGCACACGACCGUUGAUUCUAUCGGAGAUGACGAUUGUGACCGAGAAUGGCGGCGACGACUCCGAUGACAACGACACGCUGCCCGCUUUUCUCGUGAUCUACACGCGCACGCCCGAGUCGGCGACGCGGUUCGACUCGUACCGCGUGCGGUUGGAGGGCGGGCGCGGCGAGGCGGCGCGGGAGCUGACCCGGCCGUCGACGGCGCCCUCGCAGCAACUGGCGUUCCGCGCGCUGGUGCCGGGCCGCCUCUACAACAUCACCAUGUGGACGCUGUGCCGCAACGUCACCUCGCACCCCGUGCAGCGCCAGGCGCGUCUCUUUCCGCGGCCGAUCCGCUCUCUGAACGCGACGGCGGUGGGCGCUCGCUCCGUGUCGCUGGCGUGGGAGCGGCCGCGCGGGGACUUCACGGACUUUGAGCUGCAAUACCUGGCCGCGCCUGACCACCUGGAGACGAUGGCCACGCCCGCCUUCCGGGCCACGCUGCAGGACCUGCAUCCCUACACGCUCUACACCUUCACCGUCGAGGUGCGGUCCGGCACGCCCGCCACGAUCCUGACGCGGUCGCGCGCGCGCUCGCUGGAGCUGCGCACCCUGGAGGCGCCGCCCGCCGCGCCCGCUCGCUUCCACCCGCGCGACGCCAAGCCCACCGAGCUCACGUUCGAGUGGGAGCUGCCCGCGCGCGACCGCAACGGCGACCUCACGCGCUACGUGCUGGAGUACGCGCCGCAGGCUGACCCCGCCGACACGCGCUCUAUAGAUUUCCCGCCCGACGCGGAAUCGGGGUCGGUGCGGGGACUACGCGCGGGUGACACGUACGAGUUCACGCUCCGAGGAGAGACCCGCGCGGGCCGCGGCGAGGCGGCGCGCUGGCGGCAGCACAUGGCCAUCGCGGCGCCGCCCCGGCCGCGGGCGCACGCCCUGCCCACCACCGUGAAGCGCUCGUCGUCCACGCUGGUGGUGCGCUUCCGGGCCGACUACUUCUCGCCCAGCAACGGCAACGUGACCGCCUACACGCUGGUGCUGGGGGAGGAGCCGCGCAACGACACGCCCGCCCGCCUGCCCUCGUGGCGCGACGUGCACCGUCUGCCGGUCUGGCCUCCGUACCAGGUGACGGAACCGUACUACCCGUUCCACUCGUCGGCGGUGGAGGAGUUCACCAUCGGGUCGGAGCGGUGCGAGGGCGGCGGCCGCGCCUACUGCAACGGGCCGCUCAAACCCAAUACCAAGUACUUUGUGAAGCUUCGCGCCUUCACCGCGCCCGACAAGUUCACCGACACCGCUUACACGACUGUCUACACGGAGGCUGACCACACCGGGUGGGUGGCGGGCGGUGCGGCAGCGGCUUUGCUCCUGGCGGGGGCGGUGGCGGCCGCGUGGCUGGUGCGGCGGCGGCGCACGCGGGAGUCGCCCCGCGCCGCGCGCCGCACGCCGCCCGCCUCGCGCCCCGUGCGCGUCGCUGACUUCAUCGACCACUACCGGCUCAUGUCCGCCGACUCCGACUUCAGAUUUAGCGAGGAGUUCGAGGAGUUGAAACAUGUGGGGCGCGAACAGCCGUGCACGGCAGCCGACCUGCCCGUCAACCGCCCCAAGAACCGGUUCACCAACAUCCUGCCGUACGACCACUCGCGCUACAAGCUGCAGCCCGUCGACGACGAGGAGGGCUCCGACUACAUCAACGCCAAUUACGUGCCCGGCCACAACUCGCCGCGGGAGUUCAUCGUUACUCAGGGCCCGCUGCACUGCACGCGCGACGACUUCUGGCGCAUGUGCUGGGAGAGCGGGUCGCGCGCCAUCGUGAUGCUCACGCGCUGCGUGGAGAAGGGCCGCGAGAAGUGCGACCGCUACUGGCCCUACGACACGCGGCCGGUGUACUACGGCGACAUCGCCGUGACCGCGCUCAACGAGUCGCGCUACCCCGACUGGACCGUGACGGAGCUGGCCGUGUGCCGCGGCGCCGAGCAGCGCGUCGUGGCCCACUUCCACUUCACCACGUGGCCCGACUUCGGCGUGCCCGAGCCGCCCACCACGCUGGCCCGCUUCGUGCGCGCCUUCCGCGAGCGCGUGCCGCCCGACGCGCGGCCCGUGCUGGUGCACUGCAGCGCCGGCGUGGGCCGCUCCGGCACCUUCGUCACGCUGGACCGCGCGCUGCAGCAGCUGGCCGCGCACGCCGACCACCUGGACAUCUUCGGCAUGGUGUGGGCGCUGCGGCGCGAGCGCGUGUGGAUGGUGCAGACGGAGCAGCAGUACAUCUGCGUGCACCAGUGCGUGGUGGCGGCGCUGGAGGGCGCCGACCUGGCGCCGCCCGCGCCGCAGCACGCCGGCCACCACCACAACAACGCCGCCUUCGAAGAUGACGAGGGUAUCGCCGAGUCGGGAAUGUGAAAGGUGAUGCCCCGCCACAGUCCAGAAGCCGAUGGCGACACACAAUAUGUGACUGAUCGAACCGUGGUGUAUUAUGUACAGGUCUCAUUAUCUUGUCGCAUCGAUGAUACGUUAGCCUGGCUAAUAAAGCCUCGUCAAAAAAUUGACAACCCAUUUUAUUUAUUCAUAACUGAAUAUCAAGCGUAUUUAAUUUGCUAGAAUUUCUCGGAGUGAAAUCAUAUCAGAUAAGAUUUAUCAAGUUUAAUGUUGUGCUUAUAAAGUCUUGUAGCUCAUAUAUAUAGCGCCGACGAUAAAAUAUCGAUUUUACAAAACAAAUAAUAAAAAUAGAGAUAAUGUGGCUUGUUGUAGACGUGUUCUCUAGCAGAAUAACAGCAGCUUCCGUCCUUGUAUAAUAAAUACUAUAAUUAAGUAAAUAAUAUCGACAUGCUUUUGUAAAAAUGUAUAUUAAAAUGUGGACCAAGUAUUUGAUACGGGCUUAAUUGUGUGUAAAUGUAUACGUUGAGUUCAUCACAUUGACCGUAAGUGCAUGUGUGCGGCACCGCAACGAUCUUUGUGUGAGUAGUCAAAGUCAAAUAAUUUUUAAAUUACUGAAUUUACCAAUGUGUUCGUAACUCGUAAAUUCAACGGCUACUCUUUUCAAUCAAAUAGAGUAUUUACAAUGGCUGUAAAAUACAUAACAAAUUAGUUUGUAAGGUGCUGCAUCCAAUAUAUGAAUCGUGUUUAAAUAAUAUAAAUUAUUUCAUAAAAAGUAAUAAAGAAUUAAAUGUAUAAAUAUAAAUUAUCGUAUAUUGGAAGCAACAACCUUUAGAGCUCGAAUUCAUUGUUUGUGUAAGUAUGCUUCGUGAACAUGAUGGUCGUGAUUACUGUCACAAUUAGUAAUUGCAUCCAACAAUUACAAUGAUUUAUUAACUGUAACAAAUCGACCUGGCACCACAAGGAGCAAACGAAAUCCCCGCUGCCGUCAGGCUAAGCGCUACUUGGCUAUCUGACACGAAAUUAUUUUGUCCCAAGUCUUGAACGAAUCUUCCCGAAACUAGUACGACAUAAGUUCACAUGUAACGAAAGUGCGUUCGAGCUUGCGUCUAACAACAUUUACAUCAAAAAUUAAUAUGUUGUAAUUACACACACACACAUUUAUAUCUAAUUGGAUUUACAAAUUAUAAUCAAACUCAAACACUGUAAAUUAAAUUGAUCGAAGAUAAAAUCUAUGGGUUGUAGGGAUGGGCUGAACUCGGCAUUCGGUUCAACCGAAACUUUGCGGCUUGAACAGAAUUUCGGCUUAUUCGAUACAAGAAAAAAACUAAACAAAACAUAUCCACUUUUUUGAUUGAAAAUAAUAGAACCAAAAAUCGAAAAGAAAGUUAUUUAAAACACUUGCAAUAAGAAAAUACUAAUAUUUCUCAACUUAAAUCUCGUUAAAACACCUAGAACAUGCAAUAAUAUGUUAAAUGUAAACAAAAACGCAUGCGUCAUGAAGAUGCUGUCUCCCUCAUUAACUCCCUCAAAAUCAACAGAACUUCUUUGAUUUUAACCGAAUGUUCGGCCGGAGUUCGUAUUCGGUUCAAACCACUUUCGGCCCAUCACUAAUGAAUUGUUUUUUCACCUUAAUUGUUAUUUAUAUCAAAGAUCUUGAGGUUGUUAUUUUCCAUUGGCGGAAAUUUGUUCAGAACAAUUUUAAAAGUUUUUUUCAGUAUCUUAUACAUUAUGCACGUAGUACAGAAUGUAAGAAGUAUGUUUAUUAAGGUUGAGCCAUACUUCCUGUAUCUUUUAUGUUGCUUAUGCAGGUGUAUCGCAGUAAUUUUUAUAAUCAAAUUUUAAGCUUUAUACACGUGCCAUACUGUAAUCUGGCCAAAGGUGUGCACGCCCUUGGUGUCUUACGAUCAAUGUGUUGAGAUUUAUUAUUUAGUACUUAAGUAAUGUAGCUAAAGAUUAUUUUAACUUGCGCCGAUGAACAAUACAAUCUUACUGGUGGUAGGCAUUAUUAUAUUGUCUCUUAUAGUGUAUCAAAAGUAAAAAUUUCAAUAACUUCAUCAAAUUAUUAUGGUAUAUUAUAGAUAGUUAGAUAGAUAUAUAUAAAGAGCUGUAUUUUAUUAUAAAAAUCAUAUUUUGUAGAUACAGAGAGCGAUAAUAGAAAGAUGUUAAACAGUGAUAUCUAUCUCUAGAUAAUGUUUAUGAUAAUCGAUUUAAAAUGCGUCACAAUUUAAGUUUGUGUGGUUGAUCAGCGCGGGUCAGACGCAAUAAUAUACUGUAUAGUAGUUGGUAGGGUAGACAUAAAAAGGAGCAUGAUUACUGAAUCUCAAAAUGUACUUAAACUAUUUUUGUAAAAAAUAUUUUAUUAUUUACUCGUUUAUAUAUUAACAAUCAAGUUUUUAUAUAGUAUAUUAUAUAAUGAAUUAUUGUUUCUACAAAUAAUAUUUAUAGAUUUAUACAGGGUAUUUAUUAUGACCGUCCAAUUAACGAAAAUCAAUAAUUAUUUAUACACCAACUAUUUUUGUGAAAUUUUUAUGAUUUUCAAUAAUGUAUUUAUUAAAACGUUUUAAUUUUUACACAUUUUGAAUUAAAUGUUCGACUCAGAUUGACGCGCAUAUUAAUUUUAUAUUGUUAAUAGUAUAAUUUUUAGUUCUGUCAAAUUAUACGUAUGUAUAAAAGGCAGAAAAUAUUCCUUUAUUGGUAGCUAUUGUAUAACUGCAGGUAAACCUCGUAGCAUAAUUAAUAGAUGGUAAAUGGUGCGAAACAAUGCUUUGCUAUGUACUUCAUGAUUUAUUUUCGUAUAUAAAUUUAAAUUAACCCAAUUGAUCUUGUUGCAAAAUAUUAAAAUAAAAGUAUGUUAACCAUAAAUGCAGCUAUUGUAUCAAACUCAAAACAAUGUAUCUGAAUCCCUUGCAGCUAAUAGAGUACUGUACCAUUUAUAAUGUACUUGUAUAUUUUUAAAUUUAACCGCAAUUAAAUCCUUUAUAAUAUGUACCUUUAUUUAAAUAGUCAAAUAUACAACUCACACGGCUGCCAAAUAGCACAGUUACUCAAACAAUGGCAGCGUUAUUUUGAUACUAUUACUUCAACACGAUCUGUUGAAAGCUAAUAUUACUAGCUCACGGAAUGGACAGACAAGUGGAAGUGCCUAGCAGCUAUCGCGUGUGUGACGUGUCUCACUGAGUCAAUAUAAUAUUAAGUCGUUAUUUGUGUUUGACGUGACGUCACGAACAAUACGAGUAAUAUAACAACGAUGACCUGUGCAAUUUGCAACAAUGGUUUAACAUCAGUAACUUAAUAAUAUUAUAUGAAAGCCUUUAAAAAAACCUUAUUUGUGACUUUAAUGCUAACUAAAACCUACAUUUAACUAUUGAUACUUAAAGCCAAAAUCAAUUCGCGUCUUCAUUAUCCUUCACUGUCAUUGUAAAAUAAUUGUGUAUACCCAGUACGCUUUUUUUGCUAAGAGUAGCGGUAAAUAAUAAUUGUAUUCUAUACUAGCCCCCGAUUCUAUAUACCCCGCGACGUCGUUCGCGUACGUAUUUUUACACCUUGGGUUACAUUACUGGACUUUUAGUAGGGAUCCCUAUUUUUUUUUAAACGUAACAUAGCCUAUAACACUCGGCGAUAGUGUAGCUUCCCAACAGUGAAAGAAUUAUUCAAAUCGGUUCAGUAGUUGUGGAGCCUAUUCAAUGCAAACAAUCAAAUCUUUCCUCUUUAUAAUAUUAGUAUAGAUAAUACUGUUGAAGUUGCAUUACAGCAUCCUCUGACAUUGAAAAGUCGCAUUUGUUCUUCAUUAGGUAGUUAUAUAUAGAAAUGUUUAACAGUUUUUGCACAUAAUAUGACAUCUAUUUCAAAGAUAAGUUAGAUAUAGCAUUAAAUAGUGAAAUUAAUAGAUUUCGUUCUUAUGAAAAUGAUAACAGCUGCGUAUGACUGUGACCUGUGUUUGAAUAAUAAUGUUGAAAUAGGAAUAAUCUUGUUAUUGAAAAAUAAGGAAUUUUAUUACAGGAUUCUGUAGCCUUGAGGAAUAUUUAAACGAAUAACUAAAUUUAUUAUUUGAAUUAAAAAACUUUGAUCAAGUAUAUAAAUCAUUUACACUAAAUGCGCAUUUAUAAUUUAAAGUCAAUUAAAUCAUUAUUUUUGGUCUAUUGCAAAUAAAGGAAUUUUUAGGGCUCUUCCACAUGAAUUUUGUAUUCUGUGUAAUAAUUAAUAUGAAGUAUGUUCUGGUGAAAAGUACAGAUGAUAUUCAUUUAUCUUCCUGAGGUGUGUAAUAAAUUAUUGUGCCAAGGUGACAGUUUUAUAUAUUUACUGAUCUUAUUGCAUUAUAAUAUUGUGUCUCAGUACAUGAAUACUUUGCUAAAUAAACUUGUUUUUUAGA